This is a messenger RNA of Closterium sp. Naga37s-1, 642 nucleotides long. Lineage: Eukaryota; Viridiplantae; Streptophyta; Zygnematophyceae; Desmidiales; Closteriaceae. The record is from the annotation of a GenBank genome assembly.
AUGGCAGCCAGGCGUAGUGCGAGUAGUAAUGCGGGUGGUACGCGUGGUGGAUCAAGGACGACUGCAGCUUCAAGACCCAUCAAGGCGUGCAGUGUCCCAUGCUCCCCCUUCCCCCCCACCCUCCCUGACCUCCUCUCCCUCCCCUCUCCUUUCCCCCCUCCCCUUUCCCCCUUCCCGUUCCCCUCUCCCCCUCCCCCUCCCUCCGCCUGCUUUGCGUGCAGGUGGUACGCGUGGUGGAUCAAGGACGACUGCAGCUCGCAGGCGCUGUGGAACAGCGUGCAGGCGUCCAGCGACGUGCGCAGCAGCGUGCUGGCCGUGUGGGGCCCCGGCACGCCCGGCUCCACCACCUCCUUCCAGGACUACGUGCUCAUGGCGGCCAACAACCGCCGCAACCCCAAGUGCGUCAAGACGUACCUGCUCGACUGGAUCAAGUGCAAGGCUGCGCCCACCGACUCGGCGGUUCAGUUUUACAACUCGGCGCUGGGCGUGGGGGUGAGCGGGGUGAAGGAUGUGCGGUCGCUCAACACGUUUGUGACGGCCGUGAUCAAGAAGAUCGGCCAGUCCGUCUUCAACACGCUCGCUGGCAUGCUCAGGCAGCGCGGCCUGCAGGCUCAGGUUGUGAUGGCCGGAACGUGGUGCUAG